AUGACCGCCUCUAUGCCCCACGCAGCAGGAGCAGCAGCAGCAGAAGACCCGCCUAUCCUGCAGAGCGGGUUGCACCGGUCACGCACGGUCACGCACGGUCACGCAGAGCCAGAAAGUGAAGUGGCGACUAUGAAAAAGACAGUGAUGGGAAUUGGACCAAUGUUACAAUCCUUGAACGUGAUGAACGAGGAGCUGAGGAAAAGGAAAGACAACCUCCUGAGGGACAAGCUCGUCCUGGAAGAAAGUAUCGUCACAUGCAACAAGGAAAAGGAUGAAGAUACUACCAAACUAAGUGAAGCUUCUGAGUCUUUGAAAAAACUGAAAACUGAACACGAUGAUGGGAAAGCAAAUGCUCAAAAGGAGAUAGAAAGUCUGAAACAACAGAUCCUGGACAGAGAUAAGGCCAUUUGUGCCUUAGUGGAUACAACAAAAGCAGAGGCUCGGAAGCUGUGUGGAUUAGUUAUUUGGUAUAGAAUAAUCACGCACAAAUGCCGAAAGACACGUGACUGUUCUCUUUCUUCGGUGCUGCGUGUGGAGCAGGGCUUUCAGACUCUCCGCAUCUUGAAAACACGUCCUUCUCUUCACACGGGAUUUCAGGCUGAUAAACUGAUACACACCACAGUGAGGCUACCAGGAAUUUUCUCUCCACGGCCGAGAGACUUCAGUCUACCAAACUCGUCAUGGAGCCCCAAAAUGAUGGAACUUUACGAUCAUUACAACAGCCAGUGCGAUUUGGAAACAGAAGACAUAGAAUCACAAAAGGGACCAUGGAUCAGACUGCCGAGCUAUAACCGCAUUCUUAAAUAUGCCAAAGGUGGCGUGUACCUGAGCAAAAUUAUGCAGUCAAAGGCGAGACUUUUCACCAGGAAUGUUUAUCAAGUGGGAGCAUCUUUUGAGUACGUCAUCUUUUUGAACAAGGAGGAGAAGAAAUGUGUUUGCUUAUUCCAAGCAGGACAUCUUCUGGAGGGGCCGCCUGGUCACGUUCAUGGAGGAGCGAUAGCCACCAUGAUUGACACAGUAACAGGGACACACGCCACGUUUCUCUCUGGACUCGUUGUGACGGCAAACCUCAACAUCAACUAUCGAAACGCCAUUCCCUUAGGGAGCACUGUGAUACUAGAGUCCACUCUGGACCACAUAGAAGGCAGAAAAACACAUAUAAACUGUAAAGUGACCAGCGCGGAUGGGUCCAAAGUGCACACUGAGGCCACAGCUCUCUUUGUGUCCAUCAGCGUCAGCCAUCUGAUGGGAAUGUAA
Messenger RNA from Knipowitschia caucasica, 1257 nucleotides. Lineage: Eukaryota; Metazoa; Chordata; Actinopteri; Gobiiformes; Gobiidae. The record is from the annotation of a GenBank genome assembly.